CUGGCCUCAGUAAAACAGGUCGGUGACUUACAUGCACUAUCAAUUGACAGUUCAUGUCUGGAGUUUGGCCCCGGUCUUUCAAAAGCCACUGUCAAACCCAGAAAAGGCUAUGUUCCCAAGGUUCUAACCACGCCCUUCAGAGUGCAGGUGGUUCACCUUCAAGCUUUCUUCCCUCCUCCAUUUAUUUAGGAUGUGGAACAAUCCUUGCAUUUAUUAUGCCCUGUGUGGGCACUACACGCAUACGUUGAGCACACCCGCCAGUUCAGAGUGUCUGUUCAGCUCUUUGUGUGCUAUGGCGGACGCAUGAAAGGAAUGUCUGUCUCCAAGCAAAGACUUUCUCACUGGAUCGUUGAUGCGAUUGCCCUGGCUUACGAGUCACAGGGUAAAAUCUGCCCAAUUGGUGUUAAAGCACACUCAGCUAGAGGCAUUGCCUCCUCAUGGGCAUGGACGAACGGUGUGUCUUUACAAGACAUAUGUUAUGCAGCAGGAUGGUCUUCUCAAAACACAUUAGCAAGGUUUUACAACCUAGAUGUAACAUCUCUCUCUUCACAAGUCCUCUCUAUUUAGAACGCUUGCUGUUUCGUUUGCCAAACAUAUACUAAUGCCCCUCCCCUUAAGUACGGGCUCCCCAUCAUUUUACACAACCGCCUGCAUCAGGCCAUUGUAAUUUACCAUAAAGUCACACACUUUCUUUAUAAAUAAACUCCCUUACCGACUGAGUUCAUGAAGGGGUUAAUUCAUACUAUAUGACUAUAGUUCAUAUAUUCAUUCUGAGUGCUCCCCUCUUGGCCCAAAAUGAGGGUCACUCACUUGCGGUAUACUCAUGUCGGUCACCAGUAUAAAUAAAAAAACAGAAACCAGGGCAUUGUGUGACCCCACAUUUUAAACUUUAGGGCAUUUUUUGUCACUUGUGGGGGCAUUUUUGCCCCGAGCCCCCCUUAAGUCCUGACCCUGCAUCACUGUUCUAUUACGAUUUCUUGGUGAGAGAAAUAUCCUUUAUUAACACAAAAUGUGAUUUAAACUUGCUUAAUAUGGAGCAUACAAUAUAAAGAUGAUGCAAUAGUGGCAUCUAGCCUUUUUUAUUUUAUUAUUAUUACAACGGUGCGGCCCACAACACCUUAUUUAUUUUUGCAACUGGCCCCCAGUAAAAAAAGUUUGGACACCCCUGGUCUAAAUGGAUGAAUAAAUUAAUUAUUAAACAAAUAAAGUUAUUUGUGUGGACUAGUUGGACUAGUUGGUAACAACAAAGUGGUCAUGAUUGAUGCUGACAACUGUAUAUAUUAAUAAUAGAGAGAGAAGAAAAAAGUUUUUAACUUGCUGCCAUGCAUGAAAAUCGUCCCUAUAUAUUGGCUCAUCAUCAUUGAUUUACAUUUAUUCAUUUGGCAGACGCUUUUAUCUUCGUCUCUGAAACCCAAAGGCUCUCUCGCCAGCACUACAAGUUGUGUAGAACUGCACAUGCAGCAUUACUGUUACCAUUAUAACUUUUGGGAGUAAAGAGCACACCUCCACUUUAAUGGUGAAUGUCCAUGUGGAGGCAAGGGCGUGGUCGAACAUUCAUCUGGGGAGAGAGGAAGCAGUAAGGGUUUUCAUCUGAGAUGAUUUCUGGUAAUUGCUGUUUCUUUGUUCACAGUGAGAGACAGGGGAAAUAAAAGGGGCCAGACCUCAGAGUGAAGCUUCGAGUGUGUUGGCAGCUGCCAGUCCCACUACAUAGAGCAUUUUGUGUGUUUAUAUGAAGCUUUACCAUUACGCAGUCAAGCGAAUGUUUUUGUGUGAAGAAUAAAUGUACCUUUGAGUUGGAUUCGCCGUCUCCCGCUUCCUCAUUCCUUGAACCUGUUACAUUGGUGCCGAAACCCGGGAGUAGAGGAAGAAGGAUACACUGUCAUGGAGUCGUCGCCACUGGAGGAAGUUUUCAGAUCUCUUACCAGUAUCCACCAGGGCCAACACCAGGCCCUCAUGGAGCUUCAGAGAGAGUAGCAACAGCGCUUUGAGGCACUCCUUCGGGCCCAGGAGGAGGACCGGCAGGGGUGCUGCGGAGCUUAGUACCCCAGGAGGGGGCGACCUCCCUGUCCCCGGCAGCAGCGCACCCCCACAUAUUGCUCACCAAGAUGGGGCCUCAAGAUGAUCCAGAGGCCUACCUUGAGCUCUUUGAGCACACAGCUGAAGCUCUGAAAUGGCCGCCGGAACAGUGUGCAGUCCAUCUUCUGCCACGGCUGACCGGGGAAGCCCAGAUCGCAGCACAGCAGCUUCUGGUCGGCAACCUCCUGGACUACUCGGUGCUGAAGAAGUCCAUCUUGCAGCGGGUCGGCCAUCAUCAAUCUAGUGGUGCUGGAGCAGUUUGUCUCCCGGUUGCCGAAGGGGACAGCCAAGUGGGUCCAGUGCCACCGGCCGGCAUCGCUGUACGAAGUGCUCCAGCUGGCGGAAGACCAUCUGUCAUCAUAUCCGUGGGCCGGCGCACCCCACACCCUUCCCCCCUCUAAUGUCUCCUCCCCUGUUCUCUCCCACCCCCCUUCCUUCUUUCCUGUUCCAUUUCCCCGGAAACGGGGGAAAAUUCCCCCAAAACCGGCUCCCCAGUCAUGGGGGUUCUCUGCUACCACAAACCCCGUCUCUCCCCUCUCUUCAUCCCAGGUGAAGGAGUCUGCUGCCACAAGUUUGGGCGGAAGGCUUGGGCCAGUCUGCUGGAGUUGCGGGGAGCUUGGUCAUGUUCAAGAGCAGUGCCUGGUAAUGGAGGUGGGGGCCUUGAUCCGGAUCCCCGACACCCCACAGACCGCCCCCGAGCGAGCAGGGAUGUACCAAAUACCUAUGAGUCAGAAGACAGUCAAGACACUGUGGAACAAAUUCUGAAAUGCAUCAUUGAGAAUGAAGCCAAUAUGGAUGCCUUCAAAGAGAUGUUGGGUGGCCAAAAUGUCUGUGAACUUCACGAUCCACGUUUACGUCGCAAGGACAGUGUAGGCGGUCUUCCCCUUCACCAUCAUACAGUUCAUCUGGGAGGAGAAAUCAGCACCUGUGUUCACUGUAUGCAAGGACAUCUAUUAAAAACACGACGCAGAAGCCGUGUGUCUAGAAGCAAAGCCCGGCCGGGGGAGAUGACUGUGUUUUCUGUGGGCAGAUUUCGUGUCACCCACACGGAGAAGAAGAACAGCCUUCAAGGUUCGAUCAAUCUGCCCGCCGCUAAACCAGGAGACACAUCCAAUGACACCACACUAUCAGACAGCAGGUCGGGGUUCAAAGAUACCUCAAAAAAGCCUCAGGAAGAAUACAACAUCCGCAACAUGUUCAAAGACACUGGAGGAACGAACGGCAAGGUCCCAAACCCAGGAAAACGUAAGAAAAGCGUCACACUGCUUGGCUUCUAUAAGGGCAGCAGUCCAGUGGGGACCAAGGAAAUGGUUGAAGAGGACAAGGAAGGGCCAAGCACUGCUGAACAGCUGUCAGUCUCUCUAGAAGAGUGCUUGAGCUCUGUCGCUGUGUCUCUUAUUGACACUGAAACAGCUUUAGAUGUGAAUUCAAUUAAAGGUUCUGUCAAUAAAUUAGAGGAGACCAGCCCAGAGAAGGAAAGGGCUGAUGAAGCAUCUUUAGAUAUGAAUUCACAAGACAAAUUAAGUACAAAAACCACAGGGAAUGUUCGAGACGGCUCUAGAUUUUCUGUGGUAAGCACUGAGGAAGAGAUUACUGUUACAUCUGUAGCCACUACUGAGCAUAGAGGAUGUGAUACAGUGCAAAACGAUGAUAUAAAGACUGGCAAAAUUAGUCAGGAGAAUAUAGACAAUCAGCAGGUAUGAUUAUAGCACCAUUGCCCAACGAGCAUAGUGUUAUAGAUUAUUGAGAUGGUCAGACAAUUGUUUUUUGAGAAAGAGACUCAAAUGCAAAGCUUUUAAGUUGCCACAAGACUGCUUUUUAAUAUACAAUGCAUACCUGUAAAUGGGUGUUUCUUCAAUUUUGGGCACUUUUAGAACUGUGUGAUUUCUACUUAUUUUUUUCAAGUCAUGAAAAUUCCCACAACAGUGUCAUUUCCAGCACAUCUCAAAUUCUGUAUUGUGUUUAAUAGAAUUCAGUGGAAAGAACGCUGAUGGAAAUUACAUGUUUAACUUUUUUUUAAAAGGCAAAAGAUUAAUUUCAUAGCUAACAAUUUAUGUAUCCUAAAUACACACAAUCAUAUAAUAUUUUCACACAAAAUAACAGCUUGAUUAGAAAAGACACCUGAUUAAAUUAUUCUGGUCACAAGUGAUAUUUACUUUACUAAUUUUCUUUGUUUUCUUCAAACAUCCCUUGUUUCAAUGCUCCUCACUGACACUUUUGUCGACUUGGUUAAAGGAAUAGUUCACCCAAAAAGGAAAAUUCUUUCAUUAUUUACUUACACUUAUGCCAUCCCGGAUGUGUGACUUUUUUUAUUCACAAAUGAAGACCACAGAUGAAGAAUUUCUCAGCUCUUUUGGUCCAUACAAUGCAAGUGAAUGGGUGCCAGAAGUUUGAAUUUCUAAAAAUCACAUUCGUCAGCAUAAAAGUAAUCCAUACGAUUAAAUCAAUGUCUCCAGAAGUGAUUUCAUAGGUGUGGGUGAGAAACAGAUCAAUAUUUUAGUCAAUUUUUACUAUAAAUUCUCCACCCUGCUCAGUCAAUCUCCACUUUAACUUUCACUUUCACAUUCUUCUUUUGUUUUUGGUGAUUCACAUUCUUAGUGCAUACACCCCCUACUGGGCAGGGAGAAGAAUUUCUAGCAAAUUUGGACUGAAAUAUUUAUCUGUUUCUCACCCACACCUAUCAUACUACUUCUGAAGAUAUUGAUUUAACCACUUGAGUUGUAUGUAUUACUUUCAUGCUGCCUUUACAUUCUUUUUGGAGGGUCAACAUUUUGGCACCCAUUCAGUUGCAUUGUAUGGACCUACAGAUCUUAAAUACACUUAUAAAAAUCUAAAUUUGUGUUCUGCAGAAUAAAGAAAGUCAUACACAUCUGGAAUGGCAUGAGGGUGAGUAAAUGAUGAGAGAAUGUUCAGUUUUGGGUGAACUAUUGCUUUAACAAGUACACUAACUUUUGAAAGAAAAAAUUUGGAGAAAAAUUGUUUGGUGUGUUGGAAAUGCUGGCACAACUGUGGGACAAAAAAUCAUAGAGAUAAUUUUCACACAAUAAAUAUUAAAAUGGUUUAUGCUUUCACAUUGUGUUUAGACUAUUAUAGUUUUAAACGUGUAAUAAUUUGCAUUUUUACAAGGGAUUUUCAUAGUUUAAUUUUGAAAGUCUGGGUCUGGGGCAAGGCUAAAACAGUCAAAUCUAUUCGAAGCAUUUCAAAAUUACAAAAAAUAGAUGGUGAAAGCAUGGUAAAAACGUUUCUAAUUCAGUUUUAAUAAAACCCUCACAUAACAAAAUGAUAAAAGUUUAAAUCUUUUUUUCGGGGACAUGAAAUUACCUGAAGUUGAAGAAACACCUGUUUACAGUGGGGGUUCAAAAAUCUGAGUUGACAUUGAAAAUCUGGGAUUUUAAAUCUUAUGUGAACCUAAAAAGAAACAAAGGUAUGAUGUAAAAUAAAUAAGAAAUAUUUAAGAUUCUGCACUAUUUUCAAGUCACUAAUCAAAUAGUAUACAAAAUGUUCGAUUUCCACACUUUGGAAUAACAUGGAUUUUGCACAAACUUGUGGAGUUCUUGCCAGCUCAAGUUCAAGCUAAAAGGGAAUAUAGCAUACACCAAAAUAAAUAAUGUAAAUUUGUGAACCUUUUAUUCAAAUUGUUGCUUAUAAAAUAAUUUGUAAAAAAAAAAACAAAUUACAUUAAGAAACAUUAAAUAGACAAAUUUUCACAAGUUGACUUAGACUUUUGAACCCCACGUGUAUAUGUAUGUAAAUAAACUACAUGUUAUGAGCCAAAAUAAAAUCAGUGGCUAUCGUAAACAUAUAUUGACAAUGCCAUCUAGUUAAUGGCAUUCUGUUUAUUAAAAUAAUAUAUAUAUAUAUAUAUAUAUAUAUAUAUAUAUAUAUAUAUAUAUAUAUAUAUAUAUAUAUAUUUACAAAGCAACUUAAUUCACUGGGCAAUAGUUAAUUCAAAACAAUUUCCUCUUAACAGAUCUGAGUUCAGUGUUAACUCAGUAUGAGCUAUUUUAACUCUACUUGUUUAGUCGUAUAUCCUUGUAUGAAAAGUUAUACAAAGUUCAAAUAAUAUCUAUGGAGAUCGUCAGUAAUCUAAGCUGUCACAGAAUGUCUUACAGAAAUCAAUGUAUUCAUGACCAUAUGGACAUGUUCAACAGUUAUUAAAACACUUUUUAAACCAA
Myxocyprinus asiaticus (Chinese sucker) is the source of this 6251-nucleotide messenger RNA. RefSeq names its product RELT like 2 (gene rell2). Lineage: Eukaryota; Metazoa; Chordata; Actinopteri; Cypriniformes; Catostomidae. The transcript is spliced from 5 exons. Gene Ontology annotation, biological process: positive regulation of cell-substrate adhesion; positive regulation of p38MAPK cascade. The record is from RefSeq and is a predicted model, not a curated record. The coding region runs from base 2574 to 3779 and encodes 401 amino acids.